AUGGCAAUUGAAUCAGCGCUACAGCGCGCAGACCAAUAUAUUCAAAAGCAAAUGCACAAAUUCGAGCAACAAAGAAGGGGAAGAACCAGUCAAUCGAGGGUGUAUGCUGGCUACGGUCAAUUACCCCCACAGGAAAGCCAUGUCUUCAUCUGCCCAUCAUCUCAGGUCUACGAUAGCCUUGCGGGCCCGCCACACACACCACCUGAAGGUCCCAUAGCAUCGCCAUGCUGGAGACAAGAGUUUGACACGCGGAACCAACGCGGGUACUACACCGAUUUUUCAACAGGACUUUCGCAACGGGAGUCACCAUACUCGCAGCCGUUUCAAAUACCACAUCGCUCACAGACCUUCGUUGAUCAUCCUUCCUGCAACAAACCGGCAGAGCAUCGUGACCAUGAUCGGUGGCCCCGCCAACGAGGGCGAUCAUUUUCACAGCCACAAACGCCCAUAUCAAGUGCAAGUGGACAAAUGUACUUGAGCGUUGCUAAACCAGAGAGAAAUGCGUCUUCACAGAGCCCGAAUCGCCGGUUAUCAGGGAGCGUACCACCUGGCGCACACUUGGACAUGAGGACGGGGCAGUUGGUGUCGCACAUGUUUCCUCCAGAUCAGGACCCUAAUUCUUUGGAACAUGAGGUCGGGAAGGUGUGGUAUAGAGGAGACGCUGCGUAG
Plenodomus lingam JN3 is the source of this 669-nucleotide messenger RNA. RefSeq lists its product as uncharacterized. The record is from RefSeq and is a predicted model, not a curated record. NCBI's taxonomy places the organism in Eukaryota, Fungi, Ascomycota, Dothideomycetes, Pleosporales, Leptosphaeriaceae.